Molecule: messenger RNA, 1429 nt
Organism: Odocoileus virginianus texanus
Lineage: Eukaryota; Metazoa; Chordata; Mammalia; Artiodactyla; Cervidae
Gene: SPATA31F3
Product: SPATA31 subfamily F member 3
Source: RefSeq, a predicted model, not a curated record
UGCUGGUUUGGUUCUAUGCUCUGUGAGGCUUGGACGAUAGGUCUAGAAUUUGGAGGCAUUAGGUUCUAAGACCCAUAAAGCCUAGGAAGCCUAGGAAGAGGGAUGGCUAGUAAGGUUUAGAUGAUGUUGAGCCCUACUUUUAUUUUGUGGGAUAUUGGAUAUCCCUUUUACACUUAUGGCUCCAUCAUUAUUAUUGCAUUAAUUAUUUGGCAAGUGAAAAAGAAACACCAAGAUUUAAAGUUGCGACCUAACAGGAACUGCUGCCGGCGUCACCAGAAAGUCAAACAAAGGGCUAAAGAGAAAACACCAAGAGCUAGGAGACAUUCCCGGAAAGAAGCUGACAAGCCGUGGGGGAUGCUUUCGAUCAUGCGAAGCCAGGGCUGGCUUCCUCAGGAAGGGAGUGUGCGGCGGCUCCUGUGUGCAGACCCCUGCUGCCAAAUCUGCAAUUCUGUGGCUCUGGAGAUUCAGCAGUUGAUAUCGGGUGAGACUACUCUGACCACCCCUACUUCAUCCAGGCCAUCGCAGGGCUCCUCUUGCCUAGAGGUUUUGUCCAUGUCCAGUCUCUGUUUUGACCAGAGUCGGGAUUCCCUGCCCUUCAAACAGCUUUCACUUCCAUCAGCAACCCGCACAGUGUCACAACUAACAACUCAGAAAUCCGUAACCCUGUCAGCUGCCAAGUCAGCCACUAAGCCAGCCACCAAGUCUGCCAGCGCAAUCAGCAUCCGCCAAUACUGGGCUGGUCACCAGCAGCUAAGGCAGGAAUGUCGAGGGCCAGAGUUGCCCUUGGAUGCAGGAGCUCUGUCUUCUUCGAGCCUUGAAGAGCCUAGGAUUCCUGUGAACCAGCAUGUCAAGAAGAGCAACUCUGAAGGUAUUCUGAAGAAACAAGAAGCUGUAGAAGCCGACCUGAGAAAUAAGCUGAAGCAUUUUACAGACUGGAUUAACCCUAACACGAAAGAUCAAGGGCAUAAGGAAUGCAUCCUCCGCUGUAAGGAUGAGAAAGUGGCCAAAACCAAGACAAAAAAGGCUGAGAAGAGUCCACCUCCCACCAAACGCCCCAUGAAGGGAGCUAAGUUGGAGAAGGAGGAGGGCUUCUUUGACACGCUCCAGUGCCUGGACAGUGAGUCCCAGCGACAGUCUGUGCAGUCCGUGCAGUCCGGCCAGUCCUGUUUCCUGCCCCUCUCCAGGGGCAGCUCCAGGCGCAGUCCUCUGCUGACUCGUGCCACUCAGCCAGAAAAUCCAACCCAAGUCUCCACGUGCACCUCAGCAGAAGGCUCUCGUCUACCCCAGAAGAGUACCCAGUCCAGGAAGAAGGAGCUCAGAGGUUCCCAGACUUCUGCAUCCUCCUGAAAAUGCUGUCGUCAUCAUUUCCAUUAAUAUUCUGGUGAGGCAGGACCCUCUCCAAAUAAACUCUAUACCUUUAAGCAAAGAA